Echinostoma caproni is the source of this 216-nucleotide messenger RNA. The record is from the annotation of a GenBank genome assembly. NCBI's taxonomy places the organism in Eukaryota, Metazoa, Platyhelminthes, Trematoda, Plagiorchiida, Echinostomatidae.
AUGUGGAUGCGGCACGCCAACCAACUGAAACCGACAUCCUGCACUCAAGAACCGAAUCGUGAACCAGAAUUGUCGCUAGACAUAAUAAUGAACGAAUUCGCCAUGCCAAUUCCCAGCCGCGAUUCACAAAAACCAGCGCCCUCAGUAAAGGCCAAAGAAACCCUGCAACCUAGACGACAAACGGAUCGCAUGGGCACAGCAAAAAAGCCGUUCUAA